Triticum dicoccoides is the source of this 1276-nucleotide messenger RNA. RefSeq lists its product as uncharacterized. The transcript is spliced from 5 exons. The coding region runs from base 354 to 950 and encodes 198 amino acids. The record is from RefSeq and is a predicted model, not a curated record. NCBI's taxonomy places the organism in Eukaryota, Viridiplantae, Streptophyta, Magnoliopsida, Poales, Poaceae.
GGCGAAGAAGACGAGGCACGCCAUGAUGUUGAAUCGUGGGUCCAGUAUGCUGUCUCGUGCCGUGUGUCGGUGCUUCGAGUUCUAAACGAGGAUGCUGAUUAUCCUCGUUUGGAGAUAUCCAACAGCAGUAUCAUCUCCAAGGACUUGACAAGGCUAGAGCUUUAUCAUCUGGCAUUUGGCGCAAGCCGUCUAGAUCUUAUCAGCUGCGAGGCACUAGAGGUGUUAGAGAUAGAUGGUUGUUCUAUCAACAUUGGGGAUAACUUACCCAAAUCUUUACGGCAUCUGAAAAUCAGAGAUUCGGAUCUUUAUUCCAUGCAAACACCACGGAAUUGCCUUUCUGCUCCAGGAUUAACAUGCAGUGUAAAGAUGCUUGUACUCAUAUUAAGUACCUUGCGGAUUGUGGUGAUGAGUCAUGUCAAGGAUGCUAUGGUGAAGAGGAUCAUUGUCUACUUCUUGAAGGUUUGGCGGGCGCUACAAAUUUAGAGCUGAUAAGUCAAUAUUCUGUGAUUUUCAGAAAAGACUUGAAAUGGUGCCCUAUGUUUAGCAAGCUAAAAACAGUGUUGCUCAAUGAAUGGUGUUUGACUGCAAACUUCACUGGACUACUUUACUUUCUUCAGCACGCACCAAUUCUAGAAAAGCUUACCCUUCAACUUCCAUCUUGCAAGGAUUUUGACAUUGGAUCAAAUGGAAGCUACAGCCCAGCGGAAUAUUUCUUGGUGUCAAAGCAUCUCAAGGUAGUUGAAAUCCAUUGUAGCAAGGAGGAUGAAUGGACUUGUCAAAUUGUGAACAUCCUUGGCACUCAUGGAGUAACUUCUGUACGGAACAGGGAGGAUGAAUGGAUUUGUCAAAUUGUGAACAUCCUUGGUAUUCAUGGAGUAACUUCUGCGCAAAUUAGCAUCAAACAUGAUUCUCGGAAUUCUUUCAGGUUCAGUUUCCAGCAGACGAAGUAGAUCAGAUGGUCUACUGUUCCUGGUUAUUCAGGCUUCGAUGUCCCUGAAUUAAUGUUCCCAGCAUGAGGUUGCUACGUGUAAUCUAUCUGGAUCGUGCGCUUGUCCCUGAUCCAUUCAUGUGCAGGAUGAACGCCCGUCGGGACGCAAUUUGAAUAGGUUCAAAUGUCGCUGCAGUAAUGUUGCACUUUUGGUCGGUGUCGGGCCUCAACUGAUUUACCUGUUGAAGGCCUAUGAUCUAUUUAUAUGUUUCAGCAAAGCAACCUGUAUGUCUAGCUUAACUUGUGUAAAAUGGUACCUGUUCUGUUAUAUGGAGUAAAACAUUUAUG